AUGGACAAUUAUCGGAUCAAUCGAUACGACCUCAACAAUAAUUUCUCUGUGUACACUAACCGCUUGAUUCAAGGCGGUCUUCGUUAUCAGAAGCUCAAUCUCUUUACUGUUGGGACCCUGACGCUGUCAAAGGUGGGCUUCCUCCCAGCAGUCGAUGAUACCCCCAUUUCAAAGCUCCCUGGAGUAUUCCGUUGCUCUGAUCCUGUGCUCACACGGAUUUGUGAAGUCGGUGCGCGAACCAUGCAGUUAACCGAAUUCUCCGCGGGCUCAUUGCCAGACUUUUGGAUGAUCACCGAAGAAGGUGCCCUGGUGGAGAGCCAGACUCCCCAGCCUUUCUCAUCAGACUAUGCGCCUGGCUUGACAGCAUUUGAGCUAUUUUUUCCCGUCAAAGUUAUCAGAAACGGCUUCGAGUUCACGGUUCUGAGCGGUAUACUAGGCGUUGGGAUUUACAUAUUUGCCAACAUUGCGAAUUGCUCCAUCUCGGCGCACACAGGCUCAACGGUGCUGGACUCAGUGCCUCUGGCCUUUGCCGCAUUACCUGCUUCCGUGGCACUUAUGCUGGUGACCUUGAUCUCGCCGCGCCAGUUCCUUUGCGAGUACGGCUGGUCAAGAAUGCUGCCUGGGUUCUUCAGCCCGACUGCAAAGGUGCGACAGGAGCAGCGGUUGACGGAUAUUCCUGCCAACGUCACGGGGUUGAUCGGAUACUCAUUCAAUCUUGUUAGUGCUAUGAGCCGGUAUUAUGAACAAACCGGCGACAGAUCAAUCCUCGUCGAGUGGGCGCCAAGAGAUGUUCGCGUAUCCGACUGGGCACACUCUCAGCUGCUACCAAACAGGCUGUUGAGCAUUUCCACCGCAGCCAUUGGUAGAUACUGGAACUACUAUGAUCCACAGGUUGGUGGUGUUGUCGCCAAAUUCAACCUUGCCUACGCAUAUGCUCUAUCCGAAUCAAUUCAUCUUCUUGCUGAUGUGGGUUUGAACGUCACCAAGCAUACUCAACGCCUAUGCGAGCUCAGAGCUUCUGUCAAUAAGCAUCUGUGGAGUAAUAACUUGCAAGCUUACUACCACUCGGAUUCUUACCCUGGGUUUAUCUCUCAGGAAGCAAACGCCCUUGCUAUCCUCAGCAACACCAUACCAACAGCUGCCUUUCAUGCCAAAGAUAGUGAAAGCGUGAAAAAUUUGCUGAAAACUAUCUGGGCACCAAUGAGAAACCCCCAGAACGUAAACUACACAGGAUGUUUCUGGGAAGACCUGAACGAGGAUGGAACUCCUGGACUUGGGCUCGGUACUACACUUUGUCAUGCUUGGGCGGCAGGACCGACUGCAGACCUCAGCCGGUAUGUGCUGGGAAUUAUGCCUAUUACACCAGGUUUCCGGGAUUGGAAGGCUGAGCCACAAACCUUGGAUCUGACUUGGGCUGAAGGAAGACACCCAGUCCCUCAGGGCGCCAUUGGGGUGAGAUGGAGGUUCAGUCAAGAUGGACUUUUACAAAUGACCGUUACGUCACCCCCUAGGACAAAGGAAAUUGUCUACCUUCCAGCCCCUCUAAAGAGAGACAUGAGAGAGUAUCGAGUCACUGGCGGACGAACCAACGAAGAUGGAAGCUUUACCGUCCAAAGCCGCACUUUCAUUUCUCCAACAAACUGCAUAAGAAAUAUUGCUUUCAUAGACAUCCUCCCUCAUUACUUCACCUAUCCCGCUACUCUUUAA
Molecule: messenger RNA, 1707 nt
Organism: Aspergillus nidulans FGSC A4
Lineage: Eukaryota; Fungi; Ascomycota; Eurotiomycetes; Eurotiales; Aspergillaceae
Product: putative alpha-L-rhamnosidase C
Exons: 4
Coding region: 1-1707 (568 amino acids)
Biological process (GO): carbohydrate metabolic process
Source: RefSeq, a predicted model, not a curated record